Acanthoscelides obtectus is the source of this 903-nucleotide messenger RNA. NCBI's taxonomy places the organism in Eukaryota, Metazoa, Arthropoda, Insecta, Coleoptera, Chrysomelidae. The record is from the annotation of a GenBank genome assembly.
AUGAUAGGUGUACGAUCGGGCUUAGCUAAAAAGCUCAAGGAAAAAAUCCCGCAAUGGUUAGUACACAUUCUUCUCCAAAAUAUUUCCACAGAAAUUACGCCAGACUUUAUACUCGGCUAUAAGGAUUUGUUUCAUCAAGGAGAUGAAGGCAGGUCAUGGUACAUCAUCCUAAGAGGUUCUGUCGAUGUUGUGAUUCACGGUAAAGGUACCGUGAAUACUCUCCAUGAAGGUGACGACUUUGGAAAGCUAGCACUCAUCAAUGAUGCGCCGAGGGCAGCGACAAUAGUACUGCGAGAAAACAACUGUCACUUCCUUCGUGUAGACAAGGACAAUUUCAACAGGAUAUUGAGAGACGUAGAAGCAAACACUGUGAGAUUGAAAGAACAUGGCAAGGAUGUGCUCAUUUUAGAGAAAAUUACAACCAACACGCGACAAGUUUUUUCUUCCCAUUUCAAAUAUACUGUGAUGGCGGGAACGCCGCAGAAAAUGCUAGAGCACCUGCUGGAAACACGACUAGACGGAAGAGGGGUAACGCCAGGAGGAGAAACAUUCAUAAUGAACACAGCUCAAGACCCGUUUCUGGAUGACUUUCUGCUCACACAUGUGGUGUUCCUCCCUACCUAUCAACUGGUCGAGCAGCUGGAGAGAUACUAUAGGAUAGACACAUGCAAACAAGAAGAUCGCGAGUUUGCUUUGGCCUGCAAGCGGCGUGUGGUUCAUUUUGUGUAUCGUUGGGUGUCCGCGGUACGACAUCCAGUUUUUGAAGACGAAGCCGCAGCGGAUUUUAUUGCAGAGCUCGCGGAUGAACUAGAGGAGGAUGUCAUGAGGUACGGCGCGCUAGAGGAGGAAGCGGCUAUGAUGCAUCAUGUCAUGACGCAGCUCAGGAGGUUAGUUCAGACAUAA